Messenger RNA from Labeo rohita (rohu), 5942 nucleotides. RefSeq names its product zinc finger protein 335. The record is from RefSeq and is a predicted model, not a curated record. Gene Ontology annotation, molecular function: RNA polymerase II cis-regulatory region sequence-specific DNA binding. Bases 666 to 5336 code for a protein of 1556 amino acids. NCBI's taxonomy places the organism in Eukaryota, Metazoa, Chordata, Actinopteri, Cypriniformes, Cyprinidae. The transcript has 27 exons. Gene Ontology annotation, biological process: brain development; regulation of gene expression; positive regulation of neurogenesis. Gene Ontology annotation, cellular component: nucleus.
ACCAUUACCAACUAUUCGCUUUCAAAGAUCUAUUUUAUUUCGCCUUAUUCGCGAGCGUAAAGAGCAAAACAGUCGUCCAUUCAAGGUAAGAAAAAAUCCUAGCUCAAAAUAAUAAUGUAAAAUUGUGUACAAAUACAGCUGCUGCUAUGAUGAGCAAGAGAAAAACAUUCGGGCGAACUGGCUCUCCCUGCUCGCGCAGGCCCUCGAGGUCCCCGAGCGGUUCUUCAUAUCGCCUGAGCGGAAAAAAAUAAACUCGGAGCGGCGGGAGGGAAAAUGGCGCUGCGCGAGCAGGCAGGAAGAAGGGCAGCACAUACACGCGUUUAGUGUAGAGAUUGAAACGAGUUCAGAGUAGCCACGGUCCGUGAGAGGACUGAAGUGUUAUUAGCAGAAAUGUAGUGACAUUUUCUUUAUGAAAUUACUGGUGUGCUUAACACCAGAGCGUGUCAUGCUGAGCAAAGAUCGGAACCCUUUUGUCCUUGAUAAGUUUGAGUCAAGAGAAAGAUUUAAUGUCUCAGUCACAGCUAAAUGGGUGUUCUGGUGGGGAGGGAUUGGUAUCAGUUAAGAACAAGUGAGAAAUCAGAUGUUUUAGAUGAUGUUUUCUGAUAUUUGACUGCAUUUAAUGCGGGGACCACUCUGGCUUUUGCUGGUGGUUUUGAUGAGCAGAGAUGGACUCCGAGGAGAUGGAGGUGGAGAGCAGCAGUGAUGUUGGGCAUUCUGGAAUGGAGGAGCCAUCAGAGAGCGGCAUGGGGAUGGAGUCUUCAGAAGCCAUGUCUGCCGAUAGCAGCGAUGCGGCCGCUCCUCCUGCCCCAGCCCCAGAAUCAGACUGUCACGUAGGACAGAGCUCUGAGGGACUUGUGGUUUUUAUCCCAGAGACGAGCUCCAGUACAGAUGUGCAAAGAGUUCAUCUCCCAGACUCCUCUUCUGUCGCUCAGUCAACCAGUGUGUCCAGCGUCUCCACAGUGACACAAUCAGUCCUGGUGUCAGAGUCUGUCCAGGUCCUGGUGCACUCCAGCGCUGUUUCUGAAGGAGGAAUGAUGGUUUCUGAUUCAACUGCUUCCACAUCCUCGGAUCUCGGCUCAGCUAUUGACAAGAUCAUCGAAUCCACCAUUGGACCCGACAUUAUGAAUGGAUGUAUUGCAGUUACGAGUGCAGAAGAUGGCAGUGCAGAGACCACACAGUAUCUAAUACUCCAAGGUCCUGAUGAUGGAGCUCCUAUGGUGGCUCAGAUGUCUUCCUCUGCCCUGUCAAGCCGCAUUGCCAUUGAAGCCCUUGCUGAUGGACCCACUUCCACUUGCCUGGACCAGGCAGACCUGUCAGAAAACCCACAGGGCAGCGUGGAACCUGACCAGCCUGAACACUCCGGAUACCGUGAGCAUGAUGAUGGCAGCAGCAGCAGCCGUCCAGACCAGCCACAGCACUCCCAGUACAUAGAGUGCAGUGGAGGAGACGACCCAGACCAGACCAGGGAGGCUCGGUACAUCGAGUGCUCGGGAGCUGAACCAGACCAGACCCCACGUCAUUCAGAGGUCACCGACUACAACGUGGCAGACUCAGAAGAACCUCUAGGGCGUUACGCAGCAGAGUGCAGCGGUACGGACAGUAGCCCUCAGAGACACUCGUUUCGCUCCUCCCGGUAUGUUGUAGAGUGCAGUGAUGGCUACUUGGAGUACGAUGCAGAGGGUGCGGAGCGGCCGCAGCAUUCUCGGUAUAUCGACAGCAGCAUGGAUGACAGGGAGCACGUCUCAGCAUCAGAACGGGAGGAAAGUGUGGUAGAAGAACCCCAGCACUCCUACAUGCCACAGGACUCGCUAUAUGCUGACGAGGGUGCCGUUCGGCACUCCCUGGCUGACACAGUGGGGUCCCAGCUCACUGAUCAAAUGGACUGCAAUGAUAACUUGCCUGGGCCGUAUAUAAGUAGCAGUGGGACUUAUUCCACCCACCCAGAGCCUGAAGUGGUGGAGUCUGGGGUGGUCGUUGAGCCUGGGCACAGAACACCAGAUAUGGCUGAGCUAGAAGAAAUGAUGGAGGUGGUGAUUGUACAGCAGUUUAAGUGCAAAAUGUGCCCAUAUAAAAGUGUCUCCAAAGACACGCUCAUCAACCACAUGAGAGACAAACACUUUAAACCACCAGGUAAAGUAGGAGGUGCUGAUUUUGUAUUUUUUGAAUGUAAAAAUCAACUCUUUGUUUUUGAUAUCAGCCCCACUACAUUAACAUCUCAUGUAGGUGGUCCAGGCCAGAAGAAACGUGGACGGGGACGUCCUCGGAAAUCCGAAAGCAGGGCGCGAGAGGUCAAGAAGGAGGAGCCACCUGAAGAGGAAGAAGAUGACAUCAUUGAUGCAGGCGCUCUUGAUGAUCAAUGUGACAGUGAUUAUAAGCCAGCUGAUGAAGAGGCCAGGUCCAGACUGGCUUCUAGUCACAGCACUCCUCCUCCUUCCUGCUCUUCAUCAUCUUCCUCUACCUCACGGAAACGGCCUCGCAGGAUGGUGGGGCCACCCCGCAAAUUUCUUCCUGACUCAGAGUCAUCAGCAGCAACUCAAACAAAUGAUGCAGAGGACCCUCAAGCUCCUGAAGAAGCAAGUUCCUCUGGAUUGGAGAAUGGAUCUUCCUCAUUAUCCAAUGGGUCAACAGUGGAACCAGCCAUCAGCCAGUCUGAUUCAGAGAACAAAGAUCCCUCAUCAAACACAGGCCCUGAUGACCUGGAGUUUUUGCCCAAAAAACGAGGCAGGCCUUCUAAACGAUUCCUUCAAAAGAAGUACAAAAAGUACAUGAAUCGCAACAAGUACUACAGAUCCCUCAAGCCUCUGCUAAGGCCUCAUAACUGCUGGAUCUGUGGCUCUCGCUUUCUGUCUCAAGAGGAUCUCAGGUUCCAUGUGGAUUCUCAUGAGGGAAAUGACCCUGAACGCUUUAAGUGCCUGCAGUGCAGCUACCGUUGCAAACGGUGGUCCUCACUGAAGGAGCACAUGUUUAAUCAUGAAGGUACAAAACCGUACAAAUGUGAGGUGUGUGAUUACUCCAGUGUUUAUAAGAAAGACGUAAUCCGGCACUCAGCUGUCCACAACAAAAGCAAGAGUCGGAAGACAGAUAUGUCUUGCAUCAAUCCUUCACAGGUUCCUAAAGUGUCUGAGUUUCCAUGCCCCAUCUGCUGUCGCGUGUACCCCAUGCAGAAACGCCUGACGCAACACAUGAAAACGCACAGCACAGAGAAACCUCACAUGUGUGAUAAGUGUGGGAAAUCCUUCAAGAAGCGGUACACUUUCAAAAUGCAUCUUCUCACUCACAUACAGAACUGUGGCAACAGCACGUUUAAGUGUGAGUUUUGUGAGUACACCUGCAAUGAUAAGAAGCACCUCCUCAAUCACCAACUGUCCCACACCAACGACAAACCGUUCAAAUGCGAAGAGUGCAAAUACUCAACGAGUAAAGAGGACUUCCUGGUGUCCCACAUUGCCAUUAAACACACUGGUGAAAAGCCCUUCUCAUGCGACAUGUGCCACUUCACGACCAGACACAGGAAGAACCUGCGGCUGCAUGUGCAGUGUCGCCAUCCCGAGGCCUUUGACGAGUGGAGCCGAACCCACCCAGAGGAGCCAAUUCGCCGGCGACAGGCACCUGUUUUCACGGUGCAGCAGAUUGAGGAGCUGAGAUUACAGCAUGAAACCCAGGGAUUUCAAGGGACCAUUGUAACAGUGGACCCCAUUACUCUCCAAACCAUGGAGUCCUUAGGGAACACAUCUGUUUCUCAAGAUGCACUGGGGAACACUACCAUAAUUUAUGAGCAAGCCCAGUCUACAGACCUCUCAGCCCAGAAUGCUCUCGAUUUGCUGCUAAACAUGAGUAAUGCCAGAGAACUGCAGGUGGCAGUGUUGAAACCAGAUGGUAAGACACUGGAGACGAGUUCAUGGACUGAAGCUGGCUCUGGGAGUGAGGGCUCAACCUUGCAGCCCCAAAAGAUUGUCACCUUCCAUGUGUCAGAGAACGGAGACACUCUGGUACAGGAGGCAUUUGAGACGGCUACAGGGACCGUGGAGCAAGAGGAGACGACAGAAGUAUCGCAGGAGGUGACACAGAUUGGCAUCGGUACAUACGAGGGAGCAGAUUUCAGUGUAGUGGAGCAGGCCUCCGAAGAGACAGCACACAGCAGUUUAGAGGAGCCCUCAGCAGAGCCUCAGGUCAUGGAAGUGAGCACCGAGCCCUUGUCCAUCUCUACCCCUCUCAAAGACAAUAAAGAGAAGUUUUAUUUGAGCUCAGCCUUGACAGAUGGAGUCCUGCAGCAGGUAGAGCUGAGCAGUGAAGCUCCGGUUUCCCCUUCCAUGUGUCCAUCACCUCCUUCUCAACAGCUGAACACCAAACGCUUCUCCUGCCGCAUCUGCAUGGAGGCUUUCCACGGCCGUUCAGACAUGGAGAACCACAAGAGGGCGCACAUAGACCCCAAAACAUUCAAAUGCCCCGACUGUGACUUUACAGCACCAUCUUGGCCAGAAGUCAAGUCUCACAUGGCCAUGCACGCAUAUUUGAGGCCUCAUAAAUGCAACAGCUGCAGUUUUGCCUCUAAAAACAAGAAAGACCUGAGACGCCACAUGAUGACACACACCAACGAAAAGCCUUACGCCUGUCAGGUCUGUGGCCAAAGGUUUAAUCGUAACGGCCAUCUGAAGUUCCACAUGGAGAGGCUUCACACUCAGGAACCCUCGCCCCGUAAAACCCGCUCUGUCCCCUCUCAGCAGACCAUCAUCAUUAACAGCGAUGAAGAAGCUUUAGCCACACUGCAGAAUUUGCAGGCAGGUCAGGCAGUCAUCAGUCCAGAGAGGUUGCAGCAGGCUUUGGGUCAGGAACACAUCAUUGUGGCCCAAGAUCAGACUCUUUCUGACCAGGAGGAGGCAACAUAUAUUCAACAGAUCACAACAGUAGAUGGACAGACGGUACAGCACUUAAUGACUGGAGACAAUCAGGUUACUGAGGUUCAGUAUAUCAUCUCUCAGGAUGGAGUUCAGCACCUGCUCCCACGGGAAUAUGUGGUGGUUUCUGAAGGAAACCACAUUCAGAUGGAGGAUGGGCGGAUCGCUCACAUUCAGUAUGAGCAUGACGGGACGUUUCUUCAGGAGCAACAGAUUGCCCUGUCUCAGGAUGGACAGAUCCAGUACGUCCCCAUCACUGCCGAGCAGCAGGUUGUCGCCCCUGAGGACCUGGAGGCAGCCGCCCAUUCCGCUGUCACAGCUGUUGCAGAUGCAGCCAUGGCUCAGGCUCAGACGGUUUACACAGAAGCCACACCUGAACAACUGGAGCAGCUGCAGCAGCAGGGCAUCCAAUAUGACGUCAUCACUUUUACGGAGGAGUAGAAACACACACACAGAUCAGUUUCUGAUGACUGCAGUUGCUCCACAGACUUAAAUUUGUCUUCUUCCAGAAUUAUUGAAUGUACAGUUAGAUCCUCUCUGAAAAUUAUACAGCUUAUGCCUUUGUAAAUAUUUAAAGCAGAUUAUCUUUGUGUGCCUAUGGUGUUUUGCCUUGUAAAGAAAAAGAAACACAAAAGCAGCCUGUAUAGAGAAUCCCUGUAUUUAAUUCUACAUGUCGCUGUGACGUACUACAAUGGAUGCUACUUUUUGAGGAUUGAGGUCACAUUGUUAAUGAAACAGUUCCUAGCUGUAGCUAAAGUGCUUGUAAAGGAGGGUUGAUUGUUUUCAUUUUACGUGAAACGUGCCGUUUCAUCAUUAGCUUCUUAAGUUUUAAAGAUCUGUUUUUCUUUCAAAUGGCUACAGAAAGGAACUUAAAAAGUAUACCAAAUAAAUCACAACCUCUUUAUCUGAACUGAUCGCUCGUUUUCUUAAAGUCAUCAUGUUACAGUACAGGUACAGUACAGUACUGAUACAAAUGGAGAUGAAAAGAUAUAACAUUAAUUGCAGUUGUGUACAUUAAGAUGUCUUGCUGCUUUUCAAGAAUUUUGA